Messenger RNA from Dichomitus squalens LYAD-421 SS1, 879 nucleotides. RefSeq lists its product as uncharacterized. The record is from RefSeq and is a predicted model, not a curated record. The coding region runs from base 1 to 879 and encodes 292 amino acids. The transcript has 3 exons. Lineage: Eukaryota; Fungi; Basidiomycota; Agaricomycetes; Polyporales; Polyporaceae.
AUGACCGGAGAAGGAGCAUCUACCGCGACCGUCACGACUACAUCAACGGUGCUCGCGAGCGGUUCAUCGCAGCUCGAGUCCAGUCAGACGGGCACUGCAACGUUCCAUUCAUCCAGUCUCCCAGCUCGCACAACAACGCCUUCAACGGUGAUUGACACCCCAAAUUCCACAGCUCAUUCCACAUCAUCAUCCCCAGAUUACUUGACUUCGUCCACUUCUUCACAAAAUACUCCUGCCUCGUCCACUGCUUCACAAAAUCAUCCUGCCUCGUCCUCACAGGUUGCGUCCCACUCGCGCGGGCUGGACGCUGGUGCAAUUGUAGGCAUCAUUCUGGGCAUUUUUGCCGGAGUCCUGUUCAUAGCCUGGGCGACGAUAUCUCUACGAAGGCGCGCGCGGGAGCGGCCGACGCGCUCUACGAUGGACCGCUCUCCGUGGUUUCCCAAAUCGUGGUCUUGUGGAGGUGCUCGUGCUUCAAGUCGGUCUCGUCGGCUCAGUUCUACUUGGUCAUGGUUCGGUUCUGUCCCCAUCGACCCGGAGUAUGACCGUGAGCUGAAAACGCCAUCUGUCGACCUGGAGCUCAACAAGAGGGCACCGGGAGAUAGAGAAGCAGAGGUCAAUAUGAGCUCGCUCGAUCUCGGCGAUCCGAGACCCAUUAAGACUCAGCUCGCUGCUUGGGAUCCACUACCUCCCGUAGACUCGCGCCUAGCCCUCCCCCAUCCGAGCGUACAGAAUGAAACUCCUCGUCCCUCGGCACCGCCAGAGCUUCUCGCCUUGGCGGACGCCGUUGCAUCGUCACCUGGAGAUGCAGUCGACAGGAGUGUCUUGGGGGCGGGUGGAGGUGCCGCGCCCUCUGAGAAGGGGGAUGUGGACGCAGUUUGA